AUUAAACCCUACGGACUUUAAUCCGACUGGAUACCGAAGAAGGAUUAAGACUCCGGGAGGCUUGAGAAUCAGGACCUGAUCUUUGGGGGACUGGGUUUGAGGAUUGACCAACUUUGGAUAUUUGAUGCAAGGGAUCUGGAUGCACCAGGACUAUCCCAAAAUUGAGGGUCACAGGGGCUACCUGUCUUCACCAGCCUGCAGGGCGGCGACAGAAAGCAGGGCGCUGAACCGACAGAACCGGCGGAGCCCAGGAAUGAGCGAGUUCUGGCACAAGAUGGGCUGCUGCGUGGUGGCCAAACCCCCACCGGUGAGUCUGGGCCAGCUGCCCCUUAUUUACUCAUGUAGAGGUAUAAAAUGCCCACUACUUUAACAUUCUCUGUCAGGUUUCACAAAAUGCCCCAUCUAAUAGAUGUAACAGACUAUGGAAUAUACUCCCCAAGCUUGCUUUAUAUUAGAACCUGGCCACUUCUAUUCAACCCUCUCUUGCCAAGAUGUGUUUCUCAGAGGUUGUUGAGGUCCCUGGCAAGUCUUGCAAAUCUUGUAGCCAAAGGCAAGGUUUGGGCAUCCCAGGCAGCCAAGCAUGCUUACUCUGACCACAAACUAGAACUUGAAAAGUGUUUUUGGCUGUUGCAUUCAACACAAAGUUAUCAGAGCUUUAUUGGCAUGUACAGUGGGGAAAAAAGGUAUUUAGUCAGCCACCAAUUGUGCAAGUUCUCCCACUUAAAAAGAUGAGAGGCCUGUAAUUUUCAUCAUAGGUACACGUCAACUAUGACAGACAAAAUGAGAUUUUUUUUAUCCAGAAAAUCACACUGUAGGAUUUUUUUAUGAAUUUAUUUGCAGAUUAUGGUGGAAAAUAAGUAUUUGGUCAAUAACAAAAGUUUCUCAAUACUUUGUUAUAUACCCUUUGUUGGCAAUGACACAGGUCAAACGUUUUCUGUAAGUCUUCACAAGGUUUUCACACACUGUUGCUGGUAUUUUGGCCCAUUCCUCCAUGCAGAUCUCCUCUAGAGCAGUGAUGUUUUGGGGCUGUCGCUGGGCAACACGGACUUUCAACUCCCUCCAAAGAUUUUCUAUGGGGUUGAGAUCUGGAGACUGGCUAGGCCACUCCAGGACCUUGAAAUGCUUCUUACGAAGCCACUCCUUCGUUGCCCGGGCGGUGUGUUUGGGAUCAUUGUCAUGCUGAAAGACCCAGCCACGUUUCAUAUUCAAUGCCCUUGCUGAUGGAAGGAGGUUUUCACUCAAAAUCUCACGAUACAUGGCCCCAUUCAUUCUUUCCUUUACACGGAUCAAUUGUCCUGGUCCCUUUGCAGAAAAACAGCCCCAAAGCAUGAUGUUUCCACCCCCAUGCUUCACAGUAGGUAUGGUGUUCUUUGGAUGCAACUUGUCGUGUUUGGAGGAACAAAGAAUGCUGAGUUGAGUUUUUACCAAAAAGUUCAAUUUUGGUUUCAUCUGACCAUAUGCCAUUCUCCCAAUCCUCUUCUGGAUCAUCAAAAUGCACUCUAGCAAACUUCAGACGGGCCUGGACAUGUACUGGCUUAAGCAGGGGGACACGUCUGGCACUGCAGGAUUUGAGUCCCUGGCGGCAUAGUGUGUUACUGAUGGUAGGCUUUGUUACUUUGGUCCCAGCUCUCUGCAGGUCAUUCACUAGGUCCCCCCGUGUGGUUCUGGGAUUUUUGCUCACCGUUCUUGUGAUCAUUUUGACCCCACGGGGUGAGAUCUUGCGUGGAGCCCCAGAUCGAGGGAGAUUAUCAGUGGUCUUGUAUGUCUUCCAUUUCCUAAUAAAUGCUCCCACAGUUGAUUUCUUCAAACCAAGCUGCUUACCUAUUGCAGAUUCAGUCUUCCCAGCCUGGUGCAGGUCUACAAUUUUGUUCUGGUGUCCUUUGACAGCUCUUUGGUCUUGGCCAUAGUGGAGUUUGGAGUGUGACUGUUUGAGGUUGUGGACAGGUGUCUUUUAUACUGAUAACAAGUUCAAACAGGUGCCAUUAAUACAGGUAACGAGUGGAGGACAGAGGAGCCUCUUAAAGAAGAAGUUACAGGUCUGUGAGAGCCAGAAAUCUUGCUUGUUUGUAGGUGACCAAAUACUUAUUUUCCACCAUAAUUUGCAAAUAAAUUCAUUAAAAAUCCUACAAUGUGAUUUUCUGGAUUUUUUUUCCUCAAUUUGUCUGUCAUAGUUGACGUGUACCUAUGAUGAAAAUGACAGGCCUCUCUCAUCUUUUUAAGUGGGAGAACUUGCACAAUUGGUGGCUGACUAAAUACUUUUUUUCCCCACUGUACAUGCAUGCUUAGAACAGUCAAAAGUUAAACACACUCUACCCAUUUAGAUUUUACGCCAAGACCCUUUUAAAUGCAUCAAAGUCCAAUACAUCUGUUGGCAAAGGCCAGUGUAUUUAUGAUGUUUUUCAGACUCCAUCUGCAAUCACUUACAGGCUGAUAUCUUUAAACGGGUGACGUUUUUAUAGCUUGCAGUUCAGGGGCAUCCACAUCGUGAGCGAUAUCUUGAGUGCCAUCUUUGAUUUGUUAUUGCACUAUACUUAGGGUGAAUGCCAGUCAAUAAUAUUCACUGACCAUCUGACCCAUGGCACAUGUUCAACAAAGAUGUUGCCUGUAAUAUACAGUACCAGUCAAAAGUUUGGACACACCUACUCAUUCAAGGGCUUUUCUUUAUUUUUUACUAUUUUCUACAUUGUAGAAUAAUAGUGAAGCCAUCAAAAUGAUGAAAUAACACAUGGAAUUAUGUAGUAACCAAAAAAGUGUUAAACAAAUCAAAAUAUAUAUUACAUUUUGACAUUCUUCAAAUACCCACCCUUUGCCUUGAAAACAGCUUUGCACACUUGGCAUUCUCUCAACCAGCUUCACCUGGAAUGCUUUUCCAACAGUCUUGAAGGAGUUCCCACAUAUGCUGAGCACUUGUUGGCUGCUUUUCCUUUACUCUGCCGUCCGAUUCAUCCCAAACCAUCUCAAUUGGGUUGAGGUCGGGGGAUUGUGGAGGUCAUCUGAUGCAGCACUCCAUCACUCUCCUUCUUGGUAAAAUAGCUCUUACACAGCCUGGAGGUGUGUUGGGUCAUUUUCCUGUUGAAAACAAAUGAUAGUCCCACAAAGCCCAAACCAGAUGAGAUGGCGUAUCGCUGCAGAAUGCUGUGUUCGCCAUGCUGCUUAAGUGUGCCUUGAAUUCUAAAUAAAUCACAGACAGUGUCACCAGAAAAGCACCCCCACACCAUAACACCUCCUCCUCCAUGCUUUACGGUGGGAACUACACAUGCGGUGAUCAUCCGUUCACCCACACCGCGUCUCCCAAAGAAAUGGCGGUUGGAACCAAAAAUCUCCAAUUUGGACUCCAGACCAAAGGACAGAUUUCCACCGGUCUAAAGUCCAUUGCUUGUGUUUCUUGGCCCAAGCAGGUCUUUUCUUCCUAUUGGUGUCCAUUAGUAGUGGUUUCUUUGCAGCAAUUCGACCCUGAAGGCCUGGGUUCCUGAGUGGCGCAGUGGUCUAAGGCACUGCAUCGCAGUGCUAGCUGUGCCACUAGAGAUCCUGGUUCGAAUCCAGGCUCUGUCGCAGCCGGCCGCGACCGGGAGACUCAUGGGCAGCACACAAUUGGCCUAGCGUUGUCCAGGGUAGGGGAGGGAAUGGCCGGCAGGGGUGUAGCUCAGUUGAUAGAGCAUGGCGUUUGCAACGCCAGGGUUGUGGGUUCGAUUCCCACGGGGGACCAGUAUGAAAAAUAAAAAAUAAAUAAUGUAUUCACUAACUGUAAGUCGCUCUGGAUAAGAGCGUCUGCUAAAUGACUCAAAUGUAAAAAUGUAAUUCACGCAGUCCCCUCUGAACAGUUGAUGUUGAGAUGUGUCUGUGACUUGAACUCUGUGAAGCAUUCAUUUGGUCUGCAAUUUCUGAGGCUGUUAACUCUAAUGAACUUAUCCUCUGCAGCAGAGAACUCUGGGUCUUCCAUUCCUGUGGCGGUCCUCAUGAGAGCCAUUUUCAUCAUUGCGCUUGAUGGUUUUUGCGACUGCACUUGAAGAAACUUUCAACGUUUUUGAAAUGUUCCGUAUUGACUGUGGAAGAACUUCCUUUUUGCUCUCCAGAAGUGACCGCCGACCCUUGACCUCCUCAGGGCGGUACCAUUUCCUGACCCUCACUCUUUCCUGGCCCAGGUUUUGCAGGGAGAGUUGCGUAAUGGCGGGUUGUGUCCAUCCGUUCCCACUCGUCAACAAUGAACCCGGGGGCUCAGGAGAGAGGAAGGGGACUGGGCCACUGUCCUGUGGGAUGGUUUUUUCCCUCCCUCCUUCCUCUUUUUUUUUAAUUUUAGGGCCUGUGUUUGUUCUAUUGUGGGGGGAGGACAAUACAGUUACGCCAGCUUUAAAUAAAUACAUGCAAGUGUAUCCAGAGGGUAGGGUCUUGUGUGGCGUGUCACUUUUUGAAGAUUACUGUAUUGAGACCCUUUUUACUGAUGUUCUCAUGAGACGUUGGUAGUUUGGGUCUGCCUAACUUCCUGUAUGUCAGUCAUGUAAUUGCUACCCACUUUUCUAAGCAUAGGCUAUGACAAAGGGUUACUGACACACAACAUAUACUGAAUGCCUCUCCUAAAAUAAGUUGCUAAGCGACUGUUUCUCUUUUGCAGCACACGCAGCUGACCAAUUAGCUAGACCUUCCAUCAAUCAUCCACUGGAUAGCAUACCUCCCAAUUAAGCAACAUUAUAGUGCAGGGUUUAUUUCUGAGUUUGGUAUGACUCAUGGCUGCCACUUCAGAGUGGAUGCCAACUAGCUGGGCAUUUGGUUAGGUUUGGUAUGCCUUUUUAAUGAUUCAAGGGCUGUUAGGACUGAAAUACCAAACGGCAAAGUGUUUAAGUUGUAAAUGAUUGCCAUAUUGAUACUCAGAAGUUGAUCUACACAGAGUGAGGUCCCUACUUGAUCGUCAAAGAAUGUCAAAAGAGCCAAGAAAAGUAUAGGUUUACCUUAUUUGAUCACAUAUGUUCAUUGAUUUCAAUUCCUUACAUUGCAAGGUGUUCACUGAUUCAAUAUGUUAGCAAAAUAUGCUUGCUGAAAUGGUCAGGAGGUUGUCUUUGAGUCUGUGGGAAUGACUGAUUUCCUCUGCCAUGCCAAUGUAGCAACAAGAAUGGUCGGUAAGAUGACUGAUUCAUUGGGUAUGUAGGCAUGCUCCAACAGGUCCUCAGAAUUCACGAUGACGUCAAGAAAAGACACCCACAUGUGUCUCACACACACACAGUGGUCUACCUUGUUUUAGUAACAUGACUAGCUCAUAGGAUACAGGGUUCAACGUUUGGUCAGCAGCAUGUUUUUGUUUCUUUUGAUGUAAACAUCGGUCAAAGUUGCUUAUGUAACACUUAAAAUGGCCAAAGGUCUAUAUGCAGGUCAAUGGCAUAAGGCGACGAUAAACUAACAAUAUAGUGGAAAAUUAAAAAGCCUUCAUUUUUUUAUGGCUUAUGCAUAGCAAGAACAUUGAAUUUAUUAUUAGCCGUCAAACAUACAAUUUUUUUUUUACAAAUCCUCUACAUGACUGCUUCUGGAAGUUUUUUGCACAGGCUUUUUUGACAUUGUUUACUAUCUAGCAUCAACUUCUGUUUAUUCUAUAGUAUUUCAUCCCAUGAUCAAUAGACCACCUCAUGGUAUACACCUAUAACCAAAUAAGCAUUCCUCUCCUGUGUCUCUAAUAAUAUAUGCUGCUUAAUCAUUGUUCGAUUAAGUGCAUGUUUAUUUUGUAAUUUUAGAGCUGAAUUAAAAUCUAAUUUUGCUUUCAUUUUGUUUGCACAGCCACUGUGCUAUCCAUAUUUUAAUUACUAUUUAUUUGGUCACUGGCCACUGACCUCCGGCGUUUUGCAUUUGUUUCAGAAGAAGAAGAGGAGGAAGAUUGACUGCAGCAUGAUCGGAGAGCCCACAAACUUUAUGCACCUCACACACAUUGGCUCUGGGGAGAUGGCAGAAGGUUUGCCGCCGGUAUGUAUAAGGUUUUGGCUACUUUCAUAAAGAUCAGCCUUUUUACACAUUUUGUAAUCAGUGUUUAGAAGAAUGAUAGGUCAGUCAGUAAUCAUGACAGAUACAUCUCUAAUAAUUGUAGUGAGUACUUCUGUUAUUUUGUCUUUGCUUUACACUUGCGUUGCAUGUCAAAUUAGUUUUAAACUGUUAUUUCAACAUAUUGCGUAAAACAUAUCAAUGCACCAUGGUACAAACCAGGGAAUUGGUAUUGUCCAGAGGUUUUCUUUGGACAAAAAUGAAUACAGAAACACUGAAGCUUUAAUACAUGAACACUAGUCCCACCUCCAUUCGUUGGCUAGCUGGCCCAUAUCCAUCCAGCCACCUGCAGCCCCACUUUUGAACAAGGCUUAGCCUGUGCAAGAGGCGGAAGUGUUCCUGUGAAACACAGGCCCUGAAAUGGACCCCCUCCCUCCCACUUCAUGCCAAUGAUGUUCCCUAGACCCUAUUGCUCAGUCCCUCUUCCCUUUCUGGGAGUGAUUCCAGAGGGCACACAGAGAAGGGACAGUGACAGGGGACACAGAGAAGGGACAGUGACAGGGGACACAGCUGGAAGGCCUUGGCUGCUAAAUGAAAGGCCCCCUCUGUGUCCUGCAACACUGGUAGAGGAUUCCCCCAAUCAUCUAGCACAGGAACCCAAAACAAGAGCUCCUUUCUGUGCCUGUUAAAGGGGUACUCUGACAUCCCACUGAAAACCAAGUCAACUCACCAGUGAUCAAGUCUUGUUUACUUAGCAUUGACAACCUUUAAAUGCAUUAAUGAGCUUUAAUGCCGAAUGAGAGAUACGUUUUUUGUUUACACUAAGCCGGCAACUCCACUGCGAACCAUAACUAACCCUGAUAAUGAUACAAAGGCCAUUAAUUGGAGUCAAUGCACUGGAACAGUGCAAACAGGCGUGGCAGACAAACACUGCUGCCUUUUUGUUUAAGCAGAAUUAUUACAUAACACCAUUACAAAACGUCUGUCUGUGUAAUCUUGACACUGCCUCACCUUCUGCGCCGUCAGUAUUCCGACUACAGGUUUGUUUUGAGUUUUCAUGCACAGUGUUCUAAUCUUGCAAAGUUAGUUUGCAUUUCCACAUAACCACAUCUAGUUUAUCCAUCAACUAUUUACUUCCACUAGGGAUUGUGGGGCUACAUUGUGUUCCCAUUCGGCAUAUCAAAUAUCAACAUAUCACACCAAUAUGUGAGCAAAGGGCACUUACUUAGCACAGUUUUUGUUGUAUAAUCCAGCUGCAGGUGGAGUGAAUUAACAGGUACUCUUUACUAACACUUGUGACAGAACUGACUGUUACAUAAUACCAGAAAACAGGUCAGAUUGUCAAUGUCCUCUGUUCUUGCUGGCUGAUGCUCAACUGUAUUUUUACAUUAUUCUACCAGGGAGUGAUGUUUGUGUGACUGACAUUUUGUUCUUGUCCCCUCUGCAGUCAGGGUCAGUCCAGGAACAGAUGAGGUCCAAAGGACCCAGCACCAAUGGCAGAAGCAGCCUCUUAUAGCCAGUAAGUACACUCGAUAUCAGGGCUGCCCAACCAUCUUCCUGGAGAUCUACCGUCCUGUGGGUUUUCAGUCCAACCCUAAUUUAACACACCUGAUUCUACUUAUUAGCUGCACAACAAGACCUUAACUAGCUGAAUCAGAUACGCUAAAUUAGGGUUGGACUGAAAACCUACAGGACAGUAGACCUCCAGGAAGAGGGUUGGGCAGCCCUGCUCUAUAUAAUCCAGUACACACACUUAUGUACACAUACACUCACUCUUUGGAUCAUACGGUUUUAGGGGUUAAAUAAAUAUGAAUUAUGAAAUUCUGGGGAAAGUAUCACACUCUGGGGGAAAGUGCAGCUGAAAGUGUUCAUCUUAAUUAGUUUAUUUUAUACUGGGGAUUUGUUUGUCAAGCAGUAGGAUAUUAAAGGAUAGCUCUCCCCAUCUUUUCUACUUUCAAAUGAUGACGAUGAACUACUAGCCUAAGUUCUUGGAAAACUUUUUUUUCAAACACUUAACUGCAUACUCUGUAUUUAAGAUUUUUUAUUUUGUAUCUGAAGAUAUUAUUCUUCAUCAAGGUUUUACUUUUACACUGCUCUCCAAUGACGUUUUGUUGUGGUUUCAGACAUAUGGACCAAUCCAGAGACUCGAUGUGAGCUCCUCAUUUCCCCCGUCCUCGGACCCAGCCUCAAGCCAACCUGCAUGGACCAACUCUGCAUAUUGCACUUAGGCCCACAACAACCACAGCAAAUGGCACAAUAAAAAAGAUGACUCAAUUUCCCAGAAUCCCUUUUAGCCCCCAUCAUCCAGUUUCAAAUGGAACAUGACUCUUGCCUUGAAGUGGGAAAGUACCCUGGAUUCUCACUCAGCACUGGGGACUGGACAGGAUUGUGUGGGGGCUUUUAGGUUGCUUUGAUAGAACAUAGGAGGUCUUUUUUUACACUUCAGACUGCUGGUGGAUACGGAUUUUCCCAUUUGCCUCGGUCUCAAGCAAGGGAUUGUCCGAACAUUUCAUAUUUCUCGAACAAGACCAUCUCACAAG
Coregonus sp. 'balchen' is the source of this 8498-nucleotide messenger RNA. The record is from the annotation of a GenBank genome assembly. Lineage: Eukaryota; Metazoa; Chordata; Actinopteri; Salmoniformes; Salmonidae.